Molecule: messenger RNA, 1071 nt
Organism: Anoplophora glabripennis (Asian longhorned beetle)
Lineage: Eukaryota; Metazoa; Arthropoda; Insecta; Coleoptera; Cerambycidae
Exons: 2
Coding region: 1-1071 (356 amino acids)
Molecular function (GO): nucleic acid binding
Source: RefSeq, a predicted model, not a curated record
AUGCCGCGUCAUAAUGAUUAUUCGUUUGUUGAAAUGAGAAACAUGGUAUGUGUGUAUGCCCAAGAAAAUUAUUGUGGUCGUCAUGCAGCAGCGAGGUACUUGGAGUUAUAUCCAAAUAACAGACAACCUAACCACAAGCUUUUCAAGACGUUGUACGACAGAUUAGGAGAAACGGGAUCAUUUCGCCCUAAACGAGACGUUGGAAGGCCUAAAGUAUUAGCGGCGGAGCAAGAAGAGGAUGUUUUAGUGCGAAUUGCCGAAAACACGCAAACAAGCACACGCCGAAUUUCAUCAGCUACUGGUGUAAGUCAGCCUUCCGUCUUCAGAAUACUCCACAAAGAAAAAUUGUAUCCUUACCAUUUUCGUCCGGUUCAACAGUUGAUGCCACAAGAUCCUCCUGGUAGAUUUCGGUUCGCACAGUUUCUUCGUCGGCAACAAAAUGCUGACCCUACAUUUUAUAAUAAAAUAUUGUUUACGGACGAAGCUACAUUUACCCGGCGCGGUGUAUUUAAUUGGAGAAAUAGCCAUUCCUGGGAACUGGAAAAUCCUCACUUGCCACGAGAACAACAUUUUCAGCAUGAAUUCUCAAUAAAUAUUUGGUGUGGAAUACUUUCCGAUAACAUUUUGGGACCAUUUGUGUUACCCCGUCCACUUAAUGGGGAAAACUAUUUAAAUUUUUUAACAAAUGACUUGCCCCUCGUUCUUGGAAAUAUCCCCUUAAAUUUCCCUUUUGGUUUAUGCAUGAUGGUGCUCCCGCACAUUACGCCCGACCAGACCCCGCACAAACCUUAUGGAAAUGGAUCCCCGGUGGAUCUCUCUCAAAUUUUGGGAAUGAACUCCUCAGAGCAUCCUCAUCAAAAGUUCUCAUGGGCACAAAAACCGGAAACCGCUCCCAACCCCCCAAAAUCACCCCCAAAGUUAAGGGGCUCACUAUACCACACCACCAAAAAAGUAUCAGACCAAAAAAUAGACCAGAAACUAGAUAUCGCAAGCUUCUUCAGCGAUUUGCUGAAGACUGAUACGUGCAAGAGCAAAAAUGAUGACGUAUUCGUGUCCAGCGCUCAAAAAUAA